CAGGGCUGUAAACAGGCACAUGGAGGGGAUGUUAAAGCAGGUUGAGUUUUCCUCCCUCUCCUUCAUUAUGUUUCAUUGGGGCUGGAAGGUGUGACUAUGAGAGGCAAUGUCUGGCGGUGUCACUGACCUGCAGGCUCUGCAGAGCCACCUCCAGGCCAUGGACCAAGGGAUGGGAGAUGGCGAGCAGCCAGACGAUCACCCACUGUACAAACUGCCUGAGCCUGGGCUGGAAGGUGCUGUUCUCUGCAGCCCUGACUUCCAACAGCCCCAGGAGCUGGAGCUCCAGGAGUCCCGAGGACACGCCCCCCCAGAAUGUACCAGCGCCCAACCCCAUGGAGCCCUGAGCAGCCUUGGGAGGCCCAGCCACUCUCUGCUGUGCGUGGAAGAGGAGAUCAAGAACCGGAAAAGACCCAGGCUCUCCAACGGACCCCAGGCCAGUCCCAGCCUUGUCUCUCACUUCCCUCGUGCGCUGAGCGGGCCACAGCCCCAGGGCCCGUCCCCCUUUGGACACGUCCUUCAGAGCAAUAGCCUGGAUCUCCACAGCAGACGUCCCCAGGACGGGCUGCCACACACCAGGACUUUGGACAAUCCCAGAGCCACUCAUUCUGGGGCCUCGGUGCUCUACAGGCCCAGCACAGAGCAGCUGGAGUCUCCAUCCCUGACUUACGGACUCGAGGACGGCUGCCCAUGGAGCAGCCGAGCUCCCUCAGGAGGCAGCAGCAUUAGCAGCCGAGCGAGCAAGGUGACGGGUCUAUACGCUGAGCUGGUCAAGGAGCUGGAGCGGCAGAUGGCCGAGCUGCGGCAUCUCCUCGCCUCUCGCGAAGAGGCCGCCACGGGGCAGGAGAGGAGGAUCAAGGAGCUGGAGCUGGAGAAUCAGCAGCUGAAGAGCCAGCUCCGGAACCUAGAGGAGCAGAACGACCUCCUCUCCAGCCGGAGCGGGGCAGGGGCAGCGGCAGGCAGGACGGUGCUGGGGCCCGGAAACAGCGGUGUUGACAUCAACGAGAGCAACAUCCAGUUCCUGAAAGGCCUGGUGGGGCUGCUGGAGAGCAACGCAGCAUUGCAGGCCAAUGGCCUCCAGCCAUUCACCUCUCCCACUGUGGGGGAGCAGAGGUGCACCCCAGCUGAGGUCCCAAAAAGCCCCCCAGUCUGGAGGAUGCGAGCUGGGGUCCCGAGCGGCUUCCCACCCUGGAUGAGCACAGAGGACGGCUCGGGGAGCCCCGUCACGCUCAGCGAUGCCACCUGCUUAUGGGAGGAGAACAUACAAGAUACGCUGCCCGAUGGCACCCCGGUGUGGGCGUCGCCCGUGGAGGAGAAUGGGAGGCCCAAGCUGGAGCUGAUCCCCAACUCGGGGGUCUACAUCACCCACCACCAGCUGGACGACCUCUCGCAGGUUUCUACCGACAAGCCCAAGCUGAUGACCAGGCGCCUGCUGGAUUACUUCUUCUCCCGGGAGACGCUCGCCAGGUCUUCGGCCACCGGCCAGCGCAUCGCCCACAACAACACGACCAUGGAGAAACCCAUCCGCCUGCCGGUCGCAGUGGUAAAUGCUAUCAAAGAGUACGUCACCAAAGUGUGCGGCAAGAGCUGCAACUUCAACGCCGUGAUCAACAGCAAGUGUGGCACCUCCCGGAGGGCAGUCAAGAAAAUGAUCAUCAAGAUGGAGUAGAUGGCGCCUGGGCCGGGGCCUCCCAAACGUCCAUCAAGACAACAGCGAACCAACUCUGAAAACGCUCCUCAGAGGAUCCGUCGUCGCCCCCGCUCCAACGGACGCUGGGGUGCUGGCGGCCCAGGUCCCCUCCCACACAGCAGCUCUGGGGGUGAGCGCGGUGGAAAUAACGCGCCCCUCCCGGCACGCGUUACGGGGGCAGCAGUGGUGCAGCUUGGGCUCUCGUGCACUUAGUACAUGCCCCGCGGGGCCUGAAGCGCCUGUUGUGUGGCCGUCCUGGGGUGCUCAGUCCUAGCCUGCAGACCUCGGUGCGUGCAUUCCUGGGGAGGGGUGACUUACGCCUUCUAAUGAAGCGUCUGGGAUCUGCCGCGCCUGGGGGAGCAGCGAGCUGGCGGGUGUGUUCUUCCGUUCUAACGAGUCCCUGAGGAGGGAGGGAUGAUCUCUGUCCUCUUUCAAAACUCGUCAGCUCCAUUCUGGAAUCCCGGCUCCGUGACGCUGAACAUCAACGCUGCAGCCCCCUCCUCCGCCUCUGGGCAAGCGCUUCUCCCAGCGCAUCAGACUGGAAGAGGGACAGUGCCGACUUUCUGGCCAGAGCAGGGGAACUUCUGCUUUGAAACAGUUCUUACCGGACUGUUUACCGGCCGGGCCUGUAGAUAAACCCAGAGCUUUAGUCUGUGGAGUGAGGGGGGAUUCAGUCUCCCUCCCAUCGGGCAAGGUCUGCUCUCCUGCGGAGACUCAUGGCCUGGCUCAACAGGCAAGUUCUCUGCUCGCCUGUAAGAAUUUAACUGUGGGCGAGACAUUUUUU
Messenger RNA from Terrapene triunguis (Three-toed box turtle), 2471 nucleotides. RefSeq lists its product as uncharacterized. The transcript has 7 exons. Lineage: Eukaryota; Metazoa; Chordata; Testudines; Emydidae. Gene Ontology annotation, molecular function: DNA binding. Bases 107 to 1666 code for a protein of 519 amino acids. The record is from RefSeq and is a predicted model, not a curated record.